This is a messenger RNA of Notodromas monacha, 978 nucleotides long. The record is from the annotation of a GenBank genome assembly. NCBI's taxonomy places the organism in Eukaryota, Metazoa, Arthropoda, Ostracoda, Podocopida, Cyprididae.
ACUUGGUUCCAGCCAUUGCUGAGGAUGCUGGAAGCACUGGGGAGGCUAGUUCAGUAUUCGGAAGUGCCGGACCUUCCCGCAUCAUCUGUUCCGGUGCUGAUGAGCCCGCCAUUGUCCCCUUCACCACUGCUAUCGUUGGAUGAAGAGCUGGUCAACACUGAAGACACUCAAGACAAUGGAGCGGCAUUUGUAAGGCCCUUUUCUAGUCCAUCGCGCUCCGUCGUCGUGGUUAUCGAGCGCAUGAUAUUCGCGAAAAGUCCGACGGCGUUCGGUUGUGAAGGCUUUAAAGAGCCAUUAAAUCACGUCUUGUUGGUGACUCUUCAAGAUGGUGGGGCUAGUUCCUGUGCAGAAGUUGGAGGCAGGCUUGCCUGUGAAGACAUCUGUGAAGUCAGAAGACCAGCUCUCCACAAGUUUCAAGUGGACCUUGUUGGGGACUCCUUGGACUUGGACUGCAUCAGGUAUAAAGGUCUCAAGGAAGUCAGGUUAUUCAACAGGACCUUCUGUUUGGGGAAAGUGCUAGGCAUGGAAGAAAUUGUGAGACCUUGGAGUCUGUUUCUUCAAACACACAAAGAAACAGAAAACAGUCAAGGAGGAGCUCAGGACUUCAAAACCUGUUCAGAAGACUUCACUGCACACAACAUCAUCAACAACACCACUGACCUCAUCAACUGUACCAAUCAAGCAAAGGAUCAGCACCACAAGUCAACCUACAACAGUACCUUGGGAGGAAGAAACUGCUACCAUCCAGGAUCAAGACAACAGUCCGAUCCAAAGCCCUGUCCGGGGAAGAGUUGCUCGCCAGGUGGACUUGGCCUCUCCUUCGUGCUUGGGUGUUGGCAAAGAUUCGUUCUAGCCACCCCACCUUUCGGCGCACUCGACCUGGUUCUGGCCAGGUUGUUCGUAGUGGAAGCCUCUCCAGUUUUUAUACUGUGGGAGAAGUCUAGGCUCACUAUCGAUCUCAUAGGACAUGCCUCUUGA